Fusarium pseudograminearum CS3096 is the source of this 834-nucleotide messenger RNA. RefSeq lists its product as uncharacterized. The record is from RefSeq and is a predicted model, not a curated record. The transcript has a single exon. Lineage: Eukaryota; Fungi; Ascomycota; Sordariomycetes; Hypocreales; Nectriaceae. Bases 1 to 834 code for a protein of 277 amino acids.
AUGGAGAUCCAACAAGGUUCAUCACUCGAUGGCUCGCCGACAUCGUCACCCCAACACAAGAAAAAGGCUCGUUCAUUCGUCGAUGCGACUGGCAAUCUCUUCAGUUCCGUUCCUCCAGGAUGGACCCCAAUUGACACUGUACCAGGCUGGGCAACCGUAUAUACAGAGUCGGGCAAGCCAGUCACAGCUUCACGGAAUCAACUGACGAUUAUCGGCGAGAUUCCAACCACCACCGUGACCGAACAAGCACCUCCGCCCUCUGGAAGUUCCCGAUCAGGUUGGAGCUGGGUGACUGAGAGUUCUACUUACACGAUAGAUAUAACGUGGGCGAGCACUUUGACGGAGAAUCCCACGACCACGAGUGAGUCUACGACACACAGUAGUGUCACUGUUCCAUGGUGGAGCAAAACGUAUACCGAGUCGAUCCAAAUUCCCACGGCCACUGAGACUACCUUUAUCAGCACGACAAGCAGCACAGAAAGCAGCACAGAAAGCAUCACAGCAAGCAGCACAACGAGUAGCACAUCAUCCACUUCAAGUUCAACAACCUGGCCAUCCUCAACCGCGACGAGUGCCCCGGAAACCUCUCCUACAAACGUUCAAUGGAUUUCCUUGACAAUCUCGCUAUUCACCUGUCUCGUAAUGAUCGCCAUGGUAAUUUUUGUCUUUGUCUAUGUGUACCGGAGGAGGUCUGAAGCACCUCCUAGAGAGAGAGAGAAUCGGAACGAGAACAACAUUAACGUCAACGUUGAAAGUGGGCGUUUUAGAAACCGUCCGCUUGCGGAGACUAACCCCGGUUGUGUUCCUCAGGGGUGGGAUGAUAUAAGAUUGUGA